Molecule: messenger RNA, 994 nt
Organism: Achroia grisella
Lineage: Eukaryota; Metazoa; Arthropoda; Insecta; Lepidoptera; Pyralidae
Exons: 4
Coding region: 26-871 (281 amino acids)
Cellular component (GO): extracellular region
Molecular function (GO): chitin binding
Source: RefSeq, a predicted model, not a curated record
AAACAUAUGAAUUGCGAAUAACAAGAUGGCGUCGAUCACGUGGAAAUGUGUUUUAGUACUUCUAAUAGUGUGUUAUGUAAAAGCAGACGAUAUUGAUGUGGAAUUAAGCACGGGAAUGAUGAUUAAGUUAUUAAGGGCUGUGGCAAAUCAAACACAAAGUGACACACUCAAUCUGCCGGCCAAUGCAACAUCCAUCAGAGAAAAUAUAACAGAUACCUUCAGCUGCGAGAAUCGAACCUACGGCUAUUAUGCGGAUGUGGACAACGACUGUCAAGUGUUCCACGUGUGUCUACCAUCACAGGCACCAUCUGGACGGAAUGUGACCUACAGAUGGAGUUUUAUAUGUCCUAAUGAGACGAUAUUCAAUCAGGAGGUGUUAGUAUGUACAAGACCACGGGAUGCCGUUCCAUGUGAAGAUGCUCCCAUGUAUUAUGACGUGAACAUGGAAUUUGGUAAAGUAUCUAACGAUACAAAAGAAAUGGAAACAAAUAACAACGAAUCCAACAAUAACAAAGAAACUGUCAGUAAUUCUAAAAGAAAUAAGAUACAUAGAAGAAAACAGAACCUUAUUGAUAAUAGAAACAGAAAUGAAAUUAACGAAGAUGUGUUCAAAGAGUUUGUUGAUGAAGAAACAAGGAGAGAAGAAGACGAAAUUAUCGAGUUGGAAAGAGAUGCUGAAUUUAAUCCGGACGUAAUACCAAUAAUAGCAGAUGCAAAAGAAUAUUUACCUAAAUACAAUAACGAUAGAAUUGAAUUUGAUACAAAUGAUGAAAUAGACGAUAUCAACUCAAGAAUAGCAUUAGAAAGAAGCAUGAAAUGGAAUGAGAAGAAAAUUGGUAGAGGUGCAUUUAGAUUUAAAUUUAACGUAUAAGAAUUACAUGUAAUAUGUGAAUGUUAACUAGUUUCGCGUUAAAUCGAUUUAUUUUGAUUAGACGAGAACAAUCGACUGGAGAAAUUAUUAAACUGAAGCAUUUUUAAUAAUUGUAAAUACAAA